AUGGCCGGGGUCGCCGCCAUCCUUGGCCUCGCGGUGCUGCUGCCUGUCGCCACCACCUUCCCCUGUGGAGCCCCGCACUCAGACAACACCACAACGUCAAAGCUGCUGGGGAUGUGGCUGUACGUGGCCGGGGCUGCCCAGUUUCCCCAGCACAUCCUGGAGAUGCUGCUCAUCGACCACGGCCACCUCGACGUGGAGCCCCAUGCCAGCGAGCAGGAGGUGCUGGUCACCCAGCGCAUGGCCCUGGGGGACCAAUGUCUCACCAACAAUUCAACUUACUUCGAAAUCGUUGCCGGUAACACCACGCUGGUGAAGGACGCUCCCAAGGGCUGGGGCACCCCAGCUCCUGGGGAUGUUUUACUCAUCCAAUAUGAACUGCAGAGGGAAAGGACUUAUUUGGGACUGUAUCUCUAUGCCCGAAACCUGAGCGUGAGCACAGCCCAGCGGGAUGAGUUUGAGCUCCACGCCAAGCGCCUGGGGCUGAGCCAAGAGGAGAUCGUGUACGCGCCGUGGAGAACGGAGCUGUGUCAAAUCGAAGACAUCAAAAAAGGAAACAGCACGUGCACGGAGCCCGUGGCCACAGUCACUGCGUCACCUUCUCCGGGCACCCCCCAGCCCAGGAGCGUGGGUAACUAA
This is a messenger RNA of Apaloderma vittatum (bar-tailed trogon), 636 nucleotides long. Its product is annotated as alpha-1-acid glycoprotein 1-like. The transcript has 7 exons. Bases 1 to 636 code for a protein of 211 amino acids. Lineage: Eukaryota; Metazoa; Chordata; Aves; Trogoniformes; Trogonidae. The record is from RefSeq and is a predicted model, not a curated record.